Messenger RNA from Toxoplasma gondii ME49, 3428 nucleotides. RefSeq lists its product as hypothetical. Lineage: Eukaryota; Apicomplexa; Conoidasida; Eucoccidiorida; Sarcocystidae. The coding region runs from base 391 to 3165 and encodes 924 amino acids. The transcript is spliced from 3 exons. The record is from RefSeq and is a predicted model, not a curated record.
UUUUAAAGGCUAGGCUGAACAAAAUGUCACCGUUUAUCUCAUAUCAGCCAAAGCAAAACAGCUUAUAUCUUUCCUCGACGACUCAGUGUCGCCUCGUAAAGAUUUCUCCGUGUCGGCCAAAAUCGAGCCAGCGAUCUGGGACUCUGCCGACUUUCUCACCGGGUACUACAGGAAAAACCUACGUGCGUGAGGUAGAGGAUCGGUGUAAAUCAUUCUGUCAAUCGACCCUCGACCCGACAAAGAAUGUUCUAGAGGAAUAUCCCGGCAUUGCCGGGACUCCAUGUCUCCUCUGCGAGUGUUCUUGACCAUAAACAGGCACACAAGUCCUCUCGAAAGCAACGACCCAUCUUCCGAAAGAUAGCUUACGCCGACGAUGAAGGAGCAGACAGAAUGAACUGCAGUAGACGACAGAUGCUGAUCAGGAUCACAGGGAGGCGGCCAACUGGGAGCUCAAGUCAUUCUGCCCUCUUGACCCCUUCUCUUUUUUCGGCGGUUCCUUUUCCCGUCGCCCCCACGGGCAUGAUUUCUGCGUUAGGCCAUGCUAGCCUGUUCUCGCGUGUAUCGGCAACGCAGGCGACGCCCCUCCUCUCUCUGGAGUUCCCGCGGGCGAGUUGCACAGCUUGCACGGGCUCCUUGAACGACAGUAGACCUGUUCGAGGAGAAGAUUCCGGUUUUCAUGGAAACUCCUGGACACUUUCGUCUUCCGUGCAGGUGUCCACAAGCCCUUCAACCAUUCAGAAACAAAGCUUAUCUGCGCGUUCACAUCAGCAGUUUAUCAGAACAGCCUGCCAUGGCAGGCGCCGUGGCAUUGCCUCCGUCGUUGAAGAUGUGGCUGAGUCCUCCAGAGGCGCCACAGAAAGUUGUGAACCAAUAGAGGCCACCAUUCCGUCUGCGUCGUUAUCUGCGUCGUUGGACGGUACGGCAGAGAACACUGGAGACACCUUGGACCUGUCCUCGGAGCAAACCGAUGCUGGUGAGAACGAAGUGAUUCAUACGGAAGAGGGUCGGAGAAAGCAGACACGGCCACGGAUAGAAGGAGACAGAGGCUGGUGGUACGGGGCUAUGCAACAGGCCUUUCAGCGUGAAAUACGGGAGUGGUUCGUCCAAAAAAAGCAAGGCACCCUCUUCCACAUUUGGCGUGCCCCCGGGGUAGUCUUCUCUUCCACCAAAUUGGUCAAAUCUGGCUUCACACCGCCUCCUCUGCCACAGUGGUACUUCCCCGUCUCGGUUGGCGAGCAACAGGUGAAGUGUCCUCCAGCUCUUCAGUCGCUUUUUCGUCUCAACCGCAACCAGAAAGCAGGCGAAGGGCCUCAAGCUCCAGGUGCCGCAAGAGCAGAUCCCGAUGAACAACGUGGGAGCGAUAGAAUUGAAAAGAGCUUCCCGGUCUGCAGUCUUUUCUUUUUAUCCUCUAGCAAAUCCUCUGCAGGAUUCCUCAUGCAACAGGUUGUCCUUCACCCGGAGACACUCUACGUAGCUGUCACACCGGAUUACGAUUCUCUCUUUACGCUUCUCCGACUUGCUACCAGGGCUUUCUGCAUGGAUCCUUGUAGCUUUCAGCCUUUCCCGAAUCUUCGUGUGCUUUGCACUCAUCCUCUUCACGCCCCCUCAUUCUUCCCCGACAAUCUUGUCAACGAAGUGCACAUUCAUUUGAGCGAACUUCCCAGGGCUGUUGAGUCUCGUUCUACGUCAAGAUGCCCUCUCCUCGCUUCGACUUUUCUCCCCCAGUUAUACCCUCGAUUGCAAGCUGGCGCAAACAUCUUCAUCGGCCUGGAAAUGUCCCACGCAAGUCCUGGAUUUUCAUCUAGGGAUCGCGAGAUGAGUUCAUGUUCUUGCACUCACCGGUCCACUGAAUUUGAAAACAAACUCGAGGUGUCUCGUUCAAGACGACUGGGCGAGACCUGUGAAUCCGCGAAGACGGCCGGGGAUUCUGCGGUACGAGGUGGUCAGAAGAGACCCCAAACAAGACAUGUAGACUUUGUCUUUCCACACCCUCUAGGCGCAAAAGAUGGCGAAACACCUUCAUCCAGAGACUGUUUACCUCUGUGGGAUCCAGACGCACACUUGCUUCAUCUGCUUCGCGCUACCGGCUGCGUAAGUGGUCUGGAAGCGGCACGAGGGACUCUUUCGGGCUCAUUAAGAGUGUCAGAAGACGCGUGUUUAUACCGGACUGGUCACAACGGCGCAGGGAGGGCAGCGUCUGAUUCUAGAAAAAGCCAAACGGAAACAGGAAGUGGCGGUGCAUAUCAAAGAAAAAGAAAAGAGUUUCUUUUUAGUAUGGUGGAGUGUGACAGGUCCGGAGACAUCGAAGAAGAACGCUUCAAGAUGACGCCGAGUUUAACCGGAUCUGGGAGGUUUUCCUCUUGUCACAAUCCGGAGUAUCAUUUAGGCGACUUCAGCGACCGAAAAAAAGCGGAGGAGAAAGAGAGUCCCAUUGUGAGUACAAGCGUGCAUGAUGCUUGGAGUAGUGGCGGCUCCAGUGAAGUCCCGUCAGUGUCAGAGGAACACUCGCUGCUGAACCAGGAGAGGAAGACACCGGACGAAGUCUCCAAGGACGAAUCCGCUAUGCUAUUCGCGCAGAGCCGGCCAGGUAGACUGUUAAGUUUGAGUAUUCCCACCGAUCGGUCGAGGAACCAGCUGCAAGCCCAGGCUUUUGAGGCUGCCAAAGAUCAGAUUCUGCCAGCAAUAGAGAGCGAUGGAUGGCUCGGCAAAGGUCCUUUUGUCCCGACUUGGUGGAGCCGGCUUUUACCGGUUAGUCAGAUUGAACCAAGAGGAACGGCUAAAACGCGAAAUACACGCUCGGAUGACCUUCGUCCUGACGCUGCGUGUCACGGUAGCGGAAAACCCAAAUCCGACACCGAGAGAGGCAUGCGCCGUUUGAGACUGGCAAGUGGCGGACUUAUCAUUAUCCGAGAAGGACUGGGUGACGACAAGACAAUACGAAUACGAUCAAGACAGCAGCUCAUUUCCCAUACUGACCGGAAGGCUUUAUUGCACCAGUCCGGUAUGGAGGGUCAAGCCAAGCUGUUGGAUGAUACACGCCAUAUUUCCAGAAACGGCUGCUGGAGCACAAACAAAACGACAUCAGGCGUAUCCGUGCAGUAUGUCAAACUCAGAAAGCUUGCUCCGAGUCUCCCGAAUUUUCGUUUCCUUGAGCACUGUCUAUGACAUUUCUUGUCUAACAGAGUGGUUUUUGUUUAGGACCGCUGUCUGGAGACUGGCAUGCCCAGUAACCAGUUGAGCAGAGCGUGUCGAUCGGAGAGCAGAGGCAGCGUUAUGAUGCUGUUCAGUGCAGGUGCAUUCUAGACUGCGCGAUAUAAACGGUUGGCAGCUCAUACAAUGACUGUGGAGCAACACGCAAUGCGGGGCCUGCAGAAGAGUAGGGAUUUAACCUUGAGCUGACCUGACUCUGUCGAGUUCUUGAUUUCAGG